Molecule: messenger RNA, 6700 nt
Organism: Tachyglossus aculeatus (Australian echidna)
Lineage: Eukaryota; Metazoa; Chordata; Mammalia; Monotremata; Tachyglossidae
Gene: EPHA7
Product: EPH receptor A7
Exons: 17
Coding region: 188-3298 (1036 amino acids)
Biological process (GO): axon guidance; protein phosphorylation; cell surface receptor protein tyrosine kinase signaling pathway
Cellular component (GO): plasma membrane; neuron projection
Molecular function (GO): protein binding; transmembrane-ephrin receptor activity; ATP binding
Source: RefSeq, a predicted model, not a curated record
GGGGGCUCGCUGGCGGCCGAGACGGUGCGAGGGGGAAAAGAUAAGGCAGAGGGAGCCAAAAAAGCAAAAAAUCAGACCGAAAUAAAGCACCAAACACCAGCUCCCACCCCCCCCCCCCGGACCCCCGGAGCUGCAGGAGAGCGGCCGGAGACUGCGAAAGGGGGAGGGGGACGGGGGGAGGGAAUGCAUGCAAAAGGCAAGAGGAGAGCUACUUCCCAGCUGGAGAGAUCCUGAGAGCGCACUCCCCGCCGACCACCCGGUCCUUUUUUGGGGGGGGGAGAAAAGGCGUUUUUGCACCAUGGUGGUCCCACCCGGCCGCCCCUCCUGGAUUAUCGCCUGCUACCUCUGGCUGCUCCGGCUGGCGCGCCCGGGGGAGGCCCAGCCUGCGAGAGAAGUAAUACUGCUGGACUCGAAAUCACAACAGACAGAAUUGGAAUGGAUUUCUUCUCCUUCCAAUGGGUGGGAAGAAAUUAGUGGACUGGAUGAAAACUACACCCCUAUACGGACAUACCAGGUAUGCCAGGUUAUGGAACCUAAUCAAAACAACUGGCUUCGGACUAGCUGGAUUGCAAAAGGCAAUGCACAAAGGAUUUUUGUAGAACUGAAAUUCACCCUGAGGGAUUGUAACAGUCUUCCUGGAGUCCUGGGCACAUGUAAAGAAACCUUUAAUUUGUAUUAUUAUGAAACAGACUACGACACUGGCAGGAAUAUAAGAGAAAACCUGUAUGUAAAAAUAGACACUAUCGCUGCUGAUGAAAGCUUUACACAGGGUGACCUUGGUGAGAGAAAGAUGAAACUUAACACUGAGGUGAGAGAGAUCGGACCUUUGUCCAAAAAGGGCUUCUACCUUGCCUUUCAGGAUGUAGGGGCCUGUAUUGCUCUCGUGUCAGUCAAAGUGUACUACAAGAAGUGCUGGUCCAUUAUUGAGAACUUAGCUAUCUUUCCAGAUACAGUGACCGGCUCAGAAUUUUCCUCCCUAGUUGAGGUGCGCGGGACCUGUGUUCACAGUGCGGAAGAGGAGGCCGAGAAUUCUCCUCGGAUGCACUGCAGCGCUGAAGGAGAAUGGCUGGUCCCUAUUGGAAAGUGUAUCUGCAAAGCUGGCUACCAGCAGAAAGGAGACACUUGUGAACCCUGUGGACGUGGAUUCUAUAAAUCUUCUUCCCAAGACCUGCAGUGCUCACGGUGUCCAAGCCACAGUUUUUCAGACAAAGAAGGAUCUUCCCGAUGUGAUUGUGAGGAUGGCUACUACCGAGCUCUCGCUGAUCCUUCGUAUGUCGCUUGCACAAGACCACCAUCUGCACCACAGAAUCUCAUUUUCAAUAUCAACCAGACGACCGUGAGCUUGGAGUGGAACCCUCCGGCAGAUAACGGAGGACGGAAUGACGUUACCUACCGAGUGCUGUGUAAGCGAUGCAGUUGGGAGCAGGGCGAGUGCGUUCCUUGCGGAAGUAAUGUUGGCUACUUGCCCCAGCAAAGUGGAUUAGCAGAUAACUUUGUCACGGUCACGGACCUGCUAGCCCACGCCAAUUACACAUUUGAAGUUGAGGCUGUGAAUGGGGUCUCCGACCUGAGCCGUUCCCAGAGACUUUUUGCCGCCGUCAGUAUCACCACUGGCCAAGCAGCUCCUUCACAAGUUAGCGGCGUCAUGAAGGAAAGAGUACUGCAAAGGAGCGUCGAGCUUUCCUGGCAGGAACCAGAGCAUCCCAAUGGAGUCAUCACGGAAUACGAAAUCAAGUACUAUGAGAAAGAUCAAAGGGAACGGACCUACUCAACAGUUAAAACCAAAUCCACUUCCGUCUCCAUUAAUAAUCUGAAACCAGGAACGGUGUAUGUGUUCCAGAUCCGGGCUUUCACUGCUGCCGGUUAUGGAAAUUACAGUCCCAGACUAGAUGUUGCUACACUAGAGGAAGCUACAGGUAAAAUGUUUGAAGCCACUGCAGUCUCCAGUGAACAGAACCCUGUCAUUAUCAUAGCUGUGGUUGCUGUGGCCGGAACAAUCAUACUGGUCUUCAUGGUUUUUGGCUUCAUCAUUGGCAGAAGGCAUUGUGGCUAUAGCAAAGCAGACCAAGAAGGAGACGAAGAACUUUACUUUCAUUUUAAAUUUCCAGGCACCAAAACCUACAUUGACCCUGAAACCUAUGAGGACCCAAAUAGAGCUGUCCAUCAAUUCGCCAAGGAGCUAGACGCCUCUUGUAUUAAAAUUGAGCGUGUGAUUGGCGCAGGAGAAUUUGGAGAAGUUUGCAGUGGUCGUCUGAAACUCCCGGGCAAGAGAGACGUGGCAGUAGCCAUAAAAACGCUGAAAGUUGGCUACACAGAAAAACAAAGGCGGGACUUCCUAUGUGAAGCAAGCAUCAUGGGACAGUUUGACCACCCAAAUGUUGUUCACUUAGAAGGAGUUGUUACCAGGGGGAAGCCAGUCAUGAUCGUAAUAGAAUACAUGGAAAAUGGAGCCCUAGAUGCAUUUCUUCGAAAACACGACGGACAAUUUACCGUCAUUCAGCUCGUGGGCAUGCUGAGAGGAAUCGCCGCUGGAAUGAGAUAUUUGGCCGAUAUGGGCUACGUUCACAGGGAUCUAGCAGCUCGUAAUAUCCUGGUCAACAGCAACCUUGUUUGCAAAGUGUCCGAUUUUGGCCUGUCCAGAGUGAUUGAAGAUGACCCAGAAGCUGUCUAUACAACGACCCAGGGUGGAAAAAUUCCAGUCCGGUGGACAGCACCCGAAGCCAUCCAGUAUCGGAAAUUUACAUCAGCUAGCGAUGUGUGGAGUUACGGAAUAGUUAUGUGGGAAGUGAUGUCAUACGGAGAACGACCUUAUUGGGAUAUGUCAAAUCAAGAUGUUAUAAAAGCAAUCGAAGAAGGUUAUCGUUUGCCAGCACCCAUGGACUGCCCAGCUGGCCUUCACCAAUUGAUGCUGGAUUGUUGGCAAAAGGAUCGUGGCGAAAGGCCAAAGUUUGAACAGAUAGUUGGAAUUCUGGACAAAAUGAUUCGGAAUCCAAAUAGCCUGAAAACACCCCUGGGAACCUGUAGCCGACCAAUCAGUCCUCUCCUGGAUCAAAACACUCCUGAUUUCACCACUUUCUGCUCUGUUGGAGAAUGGCUACAAGCCAUCAAAAUGGAACGGUAUAAAGACAACUUCACAGCUGCUGGCUACAACUCGCUGGAAUCAGUGGCCAGGAUGACCAUUGAAGAUGUGAUGAGUUUAGGGAUCACAUUGGUGGGCCAUCAAAAGAAAAUCAUGAGUAGCAUUCAAACCAUGAGAGCACAAAUGCUUCAUUUACACGGCACUGGGAUCCAGGUGUGAUCGACGUCCCUCCCCUGGGACGGGAAGGACAAACUGAGAGAACAGUACUGACCUUCGGAUUUCAUGCAGUUCUGCUAGAAGACGCUUAAUUUCCCGGGUUCUUCCUGCAGUAAACAAACAAUGUACAAGAAGCACCUACAGACUUGAACUCCCAAGUGCCACCAGAAUUUACAAAAAAAAAAAAAAGGGAAUUAAUUAUACACUCCACCAGUGGUGGCAACAGAACAGCAGUGACACUAAACAAAGUACUACCUGAAAAGCAUAAACACACCUUCAGCUCUCUAACCUCCUUUUUACCUUUUGGACUUUUUAGAAUGUACAUAGAGAAUUUAAGAAAGAAUAUAUUUGUCAAAUAAAAUCAUGAUCUUAUUGUUAAAUUCAACAAACUAUUUUCCUUAAGUCUGCGAUUUUGGACCUUUUUUUAAAAUCAUUUGUGUUUAUUCUUCAUAAAGACUUCCUUUUAGUGAGUUGUUUAUAUCUUUGGACCUUUUUAGUGUUAAUUCUGUGACACAUUAUUGCACUGGGUACCUUUGAAGGAAUCUGAAGUCCUAGAAUCAUGAGAAAGCAUGAGUGAAAAAUGUAUUUGUCAGAACAUCGGUAUCCUUUCUGUGCCAUUUUAAGUUCUGUUUAAGUGCUGUUUUGUUACGGUAUGCUAAUUGGCAGGGAGUCAAGAAAAUGCAAGUUGCCAAGAGCUCUGGUAUUAAAAAAAAAAGCCACAAAAAAACUGUUUUUGUAAAGUUCAUACGAUACCACUUAUCUGUAAAAGAGAAAGCAAUAAAUAUCCCCCAAAUGUUUGAGGCACUUUUAACAAGUGAUUUGCAGGAUCGUUUUAGUGGAUGGAAUUGAGUAUGAAAUUCUCAAAUUAUAGAUCCAUAACCCUAAAAUACAAGGUUUGAGAACCUGGCUGGAGGGUUUUCCUUCAAAGGAGGAAGCGUGAUCCAGGGUUACCUCAUAUGUUGAAUCUGAGCACAUCAAAAUUUUUCAGUAGUUUAAUAAUAAUAAAUUUAAGAGACACAGUGGGUCUGUAUUUUAUACCCAGUUAUGUAUGAUGGUAUCCAAUGUUGAGGGCCAAGAUUUUAAGUUUUCUAUCAGAAAUCUAAAGAUUCAUGUAUGGGGCAGUCGACAAUUUUCACUUUUUUUAAUUUGUUUCCUCUGAAACAGAUUUUGCAGUCUCAAAACACUGACGAAGUUUAUCAUUCGGGGACUGCUGAGUGAGGAGGAAAUUUAUUUGCUGAAAGAAGUCCUUCUACCCGGGAAGGACAAGGGGGAACAGCAUGGCGUUAGCGUUUUAUUUAUUUUUUGUAUAUUUUUUGUGAGACUACCAUAAGCAAUAACUCAGUGUGUCUUUAUAGAUAUUGCAGGAAUGUAUACAAAAUGAGUCAUGCUUUCAGAAAUGAGGAAAAUCAUGAACUACCCCCAGAAGGAAAUUGUUCUACUUCCAAAGAGAAUUGGGCUGUUUUUAUUGAUUUUAAUAGGGAGAGAUCCCAGGGGUCGGGCAUAAAUUGGUCUUAUUUGACAAUGUGGGCGUCCACAAAAAACUGUAAAUGUUCCUUUGUACAAUUUGUAAAUUUUAUUUAUACUGUCUUGUUUUGUACACACAUUUCUGUGUAGUGAGCUCUGAAUACAUUGAAUAUGCACUAUAUUUUUCUAUUUUACUUCCAGAGCAUCACAAAAGAACAGGUAUUUUCAGUGCUACAUAAUGUGUUUUCCCACAUUUAGGACCAAAGAUGGCUACAGAAAAACUCAAAUGGAUUGACUUCCCCUCCCUUCUCCCCCCCCGCCCCCCCACAUAUUUUUUUUUCCUUUAGAUCACUGUACAGUGUUAUUUGACGUUUUAUUUAUUUUCAUUUGAUUGAUUAGAAAAAUCAGUAUAAUUUCAGUAAAAUGCUUUCUUUUGUCCCUUAAGAAAAUCUGUAAAAAGCCUUUAAUUAGCAUAAAACCAUUACAUAGACACUCCAUUUGUAAUCUUUGUAAUAGACUGUAAAUAUAUUUUUGGAACUAUAAUACAAUGUGCUUGAGGGUUAUUUUUCAGUGUCGGCAGUGUAUACAAGUGUUUAUACCAAGUACAGCACUUUACAAUUCUAAUCAGUAGCGUUGGCCUUUGAGAGAGUGAGUGAAAGAGACCGAAUGAGUGUUCUUAAUUCAGUUUGGAUUUCCAACUCACUAAUAAUGAGGUUAUUUUCUUGUUCAUAGCUUAAGGUGCUUAUUUUUUCUAUUAAAAAUUAAAUGUACAAAAAAAGCCAUUCUAGAACUAGAAAACAUAAUAUGGUACAUUUAAAUGGUGUCUUUCCUGCUUUUUUCUAGCACUAGAUUUAUAGUUGAGAAAUCUUCCUUGAGUAGAAGGGCAGAAUUAAAGUUUUUUUUUUCCAGAACUUUUUUCCUUCAGCAAUAUACCUCAUCUGCCUUAAAAUUUCUACAGCUCUUUACAGGGAAAGGAGAGAAGGGUUGGGGAAGACACACAGCACAAAAGGCAUGGCAUUUCCUUCCACCUCCAUCUCGUGGGCAGGUUUGGUUCGCCUGAUCAUCGCUAUGAUUUUUGGAUUUACAUGUACGUGCAUUGCGUAUCGAUUGAGGAAAAGAAGCGACGUUGUAAUUGCUGAUUGUAAUGCUCUCUCUCUUCCCGAAAGAGAUGAGAUAGUGUAAUGACAAGAAUGUACAAAUUGCACCUUGAAACCUUUUAUUGAGAAACUAGCACUCAGGGGAGGGAAGAAAGCUCAAGCUCAAGUGAAAAGCAGGAUUUCACAAGAAUGAACCGGCAGGAGAAACAGCAUCCUUGCUUUAUUCUACACCCCCUUUUUAGAACACACUGUCUUCACACUUGGCUUGUGUUUUGCAUUCAGUACUGAACUACACAGUGACAUGUUUCGUUCCAUCUGGAUCUAAACCUUUUCUGAAAAUGGGACUGAGCCUUUGCUUACAUGAACUGGUGCUUAAUGCUUGUCAGCACUCUUAGUUGAAUCAUGUUGUAUACUCAUCUUGUACUCUACAUUAGCUAGAACUAUUUAAGUCGAUAUUUUAAUUGCUCUUCCUAUCAAUGUUUUAAGACAAUUGAAAACUGGGUGUGAGUCACCUCGUUUGGAUUUAGAUAAUGCUGGUUUAUCGCCCUUCUGUUCUCUGAUGAGUAAGCCAGGAAGUAGGCUACUCACGGUAUGCUGAAGUGAAAUGCAUGCACCAAUAAAUUACUUAUGUGUAUGAUUUUCCUCUAGAUGUUGAGAAGUCACGGGGGACUUGGGGGAAGAGAUGUGCUUUUAAUUUGCUGGACUUGUCCCUCUUUGCCUAGGAAAUCCUACAGGGGCCAUCCUUUCACAAGUACAAACUGGCUUUGGACAGUAUCUUUAAUGUAUCAAGCACAAAUAACUCUUUCUUCAACACCGAUCAUAAAGUCUCUUUUUACCAACUUAA